UGAAAUAUGGGUUUUCUGUGGGGAGCUUAUUUUUACUUGCUAGAAGAACUUAGCACGAAGUGUUUUUACAAGCCAUAAAGUCUCUUAGCGCUAUCACUGUCAUGAAUAUGUUGCACGAUAAAAGCACUGGCGGUACAAUAAACAUGCCAUGUUGCAAGAUCAAAUGACAGCAGCAGAAAUAAACCUUUUGGAAAAAGGCGGAAGCCAUUCUUAGGUUGCAUAAGUAUCCUAAAGACUUCACAAAGGACAAAUUAACAUAAAAGUAUAGUGUUGCUUACGUUCAAUCAAGGAAAUCGUCAAAUUAUAAUAAAUGUUCUGUGAUGUGCUUUUCUAGCUUUUUUUUUCAACUUUUUUUUCUCCAGGUUUUGAGCUAUUAAAUUGGUUUUUGUAUCAUGACAAAACAUUGCCGUACCUGCAUGGAAUAUUAUACAUGAUGGGCAAUGACAUUUGCUCAUAAAAUUGCAACUGUGUAUUUUAUCAAAUUGUGAUUUGUUCUUUUUAAAUAACAAUUCCUUUUGCUGAAUAACCCCAUUUUUUUUCUGAUGCAGACGUGUGCAAACUUUUUUCCAAAUGUAAACAUUGGUUAGGCAUUUCCUUCUCGAAAAACAGAUUACGUAUGAGACACAAGGAAUCGUACAUUUUUAACUGUCAUAUUUUGCUUGCAGCACACAUGCAUAUGUGGGGGUCGUGUAUCUUAGUGAGUGUUUUAUUUUUGUUUCAGGCUGUGUUUGAGGAAAACAUGGCAGCAUGUGCACCGCUGCUGCAUAAGCACUUGGCACCUGUGCUGAAGAAGGACACCAUGUACUUGAUUUUUCAAGUUGAAGAACAACAAAAAAGAGGCAAUGCUAAGGCAUCGGAAGAAGCACUGAUGCCACUUCUGUGUGCCUACUUUAAGGAAAAUGAAAGGCAGCUUUUCCAAGUUUUUGAAGAAGGAACAAGCAUAACGGAAAAGCUGGAAGAGCUGCCUCUCACACCUACUGUCAUCGCACUGGGUAGCAUUUUCAGCAAGCAAUGCUUUGUGACAUGCGACCACGAGGUCCUCUUCUCGCAAGCGUUGAGCUUCACGGAAGCAACUUGCCUGAUGUUUUUGUGCUAUUAUGUGUUUAAUAUCACAUAUGCCGAGGAGGGUUCAACCACACUAGAGUUUCUCCAAAGGCUGCUAUUUCACAUACAACCUUCAACGGGCACGAAAGCACAAGGGAAGAAGUCUCGGACAAGUGUACAUAACAAGAUUAUGUCAUUAGCCCGGAAGCUGCAAGUGAAAUGUUGAAGCUGUAAUGAAGCUUCCGGAAUCCUUCUAGUCCUGCAGUUUUUUUCUCUUUUUUCUUCAUCUAUUUUUUGUAAUAAAUAUAACUUUUGUUCAGACCAGCAGUUGGUUGAUGGGUUGGGUUCACAUGAAGCUGCGCAAGUAUGCUUUAUGUAUGCCAUUGACAGCCCAAGUAUACAACACAAUGACAUGACGAAAGUAAAGCAGUGGAUGCAAGAAGGGAACAUGCGAACACUGUUUUUACAUGGUUUCAGUCUAUAUAAAUCUUUAUGUUCGGGAGGAAAACCAUUUGGUCAUUAUGAACCAUUGAAUAAUUUCUGUACUUCGCGCUAUGAUAGUUGGUUUGCAAUAAUUUGUUUUAUGUAAAACUUGAAAUGAAACAGGAAAGAGUAUGGAUGAUGCUGUUUCCUGUAUUAUAUGAU
Dermacentor silvarum is the source of this 1689-nucleotide messenger RNA. RefSeq lists its product as uncharacterized. The record is from RefSeq and is a predicted model, not a curated record. The transcript has 5 exons. The coding region runs from base 617 to 1270 and encodes 217 amino acids. NCBI's taxonomy places the organism in Eukaryota, Metazoa, Arthropoda, Arachnida, Ixodida, Ixodidae.